This is a messenger RNA of Ictalurus furcatus (blue catfish), 2487 nucleotides long. RefSeq lists its product as uncharacterized. The coding region runs from base 1074 to 2396 and encodes 440 amino acids. The record is from RefSeq and is a predicted model, not a curated record. The transcript is spliced from 4 exons. NCBI's taxonomy places the organism in Eukaryota, Metazoa, Chordata, Actinopteri, Siluriformes, Ictaluridae.
UUCCUUUUCAGACCACACGUCUCUACAGGCGGUCAGUACAGAGCAGAGAUGUUUAUCUCCUAUUAAAGAGGAGUCGUGUGGGCCGGGGGAGGAAUCCUGUACAGUCAGUCCUUUUGGAGUCCGGAGAAAAGUCCCAGCGAAUCCCGAGGAAAGGCCUAUUCGUCCAGGACUCAAAGAGACGGAGAAGACUUUUGAUGAUUUUGUUGAAGAGCAGCUCAAAUUGGAUAAAGAGGUUAUAAAAAAGGAUGAGCAGGUAAAUUUUUAUUUUUUUAUUUUUUUUUUUUUUACAAGAGCUGUAAUUGUUGUCGUGUAUAACACAAACGUCUGGUUAUGCUGUGUUACAAGUGUAACAUCCAAAGGAAACCUCCACCUUGAAACACAUUCAUUAUGUUUAUAUUGAAAUAUUUGUGAUGUGUUUAGCGACUCUGGUGCUAAUUUGGUGGUCAGUACAGUAUUUUCAUUAUUCCUGUGAGAAGUUUAGUGUGUAAUAGGAGAAAAAAAUGUCAGCAAUCUCAUACAUACAGUAUGUGAUAAUGAUCAUGUUUCACUGAUCUUAAAAACAACACGGCAAGGGCUUUUUUUUUGUUUUUCUUAUUCACCAUUUUCCAGUAGCAACAUCAUUUUAAUGAGAAAUCCAGUGUAGGAGUAGUGGAGACGUUAGUGCAAAUGCUGUGCUCAAAUUCCCAGAAUGCAAUGCAGCUAGGUAUAUGAGAGUGAGUUACAGCAGAGACUCGGCUUGACUAGAUGACGAGAGCGACGGUGUUGACGUUGGUAUUAGCGUGAAAGUGGAAGCUUUGGAAGCUGACCUGUUUGAGCAAAGAGUACAGACUACAGGACUAAAGCGCCGCUGCAUCGCUCUCGUAAAGCAAAGGCUACACUCUAAGCAGGUAGUCAAACGGCAUUGUGGGUAGGAUGUAGCAAACUGAGAAAAUAAAUGAUGAAAGAAAUUUGAACUAAAACAAAAGUCAGCUUUAUGACAUAACAGAUCUUGGACACCAUUGAAGAUCACAUGUUAAUUAUAAAGAUUAGCAUGUUGGUUGUUCAGGGUGGAUUUUUCCUUUGAUAAGUUUGAUAUGUUGGAAGACUGGUGGAAGGUCAUAGUUUAUUAUCCUUUACUGCAGCUCAGAACAGCCGAGAAAAAGAAUUUCCUGCGUAAAGGUGAUGGAAGGUCUAGAGUCGGUCAAAUUAAAGACAACAUCCAGAAAAUCCAACCUGCCUCCAAGAUCACGACGUCCACACAGCUUCAGAGACCCUCAACAGCAUCUGCUCUCCAGCACAGUGACAAAAUCAGAUGGACGAACAGUAGCCCUCAUAUUCAACAGAGCAGCAGCCCAGCUCUGCAGAAUCUGCUGUUAAUGAGAAAAGAUAAAGCGAAGUGCUCUGACCAGAGAUCUGGCCAGGAGAACCUACUGAGGAACAUCCAUCCUGCACACGAGUGCACAUUUCUAGCUUUGGAUCAUGAUAAACAUUCUUCUCAAAAAAAUGAAGAACGUCCAAAGCAGCCAAAUCAAAUCAGAAGUACCACGUUGCAAGAUGGAUGCAUUAUGCUUUCUGGUAGAAAAGUUGCUCCUAAGAUCCAUCUUCCUGAAGAAAGAGUUGGCUUCAAGAAGGUAAACGAUCGCAUUGUUAGAGUGUGUGAUCUGGACGAAGCCAGCACCAAGGCGCUAAGCUUGACUACUGAAAUAAAGCAGCUGUUGCUCCAUAGCUCUUCUGGUGACAGCACUGCUGCUGAGGAUGAUCCCAAACCCCCAAACCCUCCUAAUCACUUAAGAAUAAACUCAGAUCAGAAUCUGGAUCUAUCCGACGAGGACUACGCUAGUGACGCUCCGAGUGACGUUAGUCCAAGUGAAUGUCCACGAGCUCCACAUUUCUUCCAUGAACUUUCUAGUUCAUCUGGAUCUGAUGACGGGAGCGACUCUGAGCUACAGCAGCUUUGUUGGUCUGAACCUCACAAACCCUCAAGAACUCCAAAAGAGACCAGCGGUGAGGGUACACCCCCCGGUGCCAGUAACUCGGACCUCCUCGCUAGGAUUUUCCCUCAAGUGAAAUCUACAGGAAAAAACAAAACGAACAACGAUCUCUGGGAGAAAACUCAGCACUCCAUGAAUGGAGGUGAUCCAGUGAAGAAAGUACAGGAAAAUUCUGGGUCGGAUAUCAGAGAUGGAACGAGCAAUGACCUGAUGAUGGACAAGAUGAAAACGGAGCAGGAUAAAGCGCUGAAUUUCCUCAGAUCUGAAAUGGACCGCUUUUCUAAUAACGACAAAGACAGCAUACAAAACUGCAGCUCUUCAGAGCACACACCUCAGGAGGUCACACGGCACCUUAAUGAGGCUGAGGUAAAACCAGGAUCUGUUCAUUCCUUAGUAAUAGUGAGCAUGAUUUCUUCAAGAUCCUGAAUGUUUCCUUUAACCCAGAUCCAUAAAGGUCAUUGUGUCACAGUGUUCGGAAAGUGCGUAUACACAGCCGUGUAGAUAGCAGAUCGGACUG